AUGGCCAUCAUUAAUCAGCCUUCGGGCCAAAUUAGACUCACGAAUGUGUCUCUAGUACGAAUGAAGAAGGAGAAAAAACGAUUCGAAAUCGCUUGCUACCAGAAUAAAGUCCAGGACUGGAGACUGAGGGUGGAGAAAGAUAUCGAUGAGGUUCUCCAAAUUCCACAGGUUUUCAUGAAUGUUUCCAAGGGCCAAGUGGCCAAUAAUGAGGAUUUAUUGAAGGCCUUUGGCACCACCAACCACGACGAGAUCAUCAAAGAAAUAUUAGAGAAGGGAGAGAUCCAGCUUAAUGAAAAGGAGAGAAGUGCCAACUUGGCCCAGAAGCAAAAUGAAUUCCUCAAUUUGAUCUCAACCAAAUGCAUCAACCCACGGUCUAAGAAGAGAUACCCUCCCAGUAUGCUUCAGAAGGCAUUGGCACAGUUAAAGUUCCACUUGAACCCCAACAAGCCCGCAAAGACUCAAGCCCUUGAGGCCAUUAAGCUUUUGAUUGCUAAGCAGGUGAUUCCAAUUGCCAGAGCACAGAUGAAGGUGAAGAUAACUGUUUUGGCUCGUGUGGAGGAGUCGUAUAGGGAGCAUUUGGUGCCUAUUCUUGAUAAGCUCGAGAGCGAGAAUGGAGGUGCCAAAUUGUUUGAGGCGGUUGCUAUCAUAGAUCCUUCAAAUUAUAAGACCAUUGUUGAUAUUUUGCAGGGCGAAGAUGCAAAGUUCAAGAAGGGAGAGGGCUCUGUUGAGGUGUUGGACAUGGCAGCAGUGCAAGAGUAG
Molecule: messenger RNA, 759 nt
Organism: Sungouiella intermedia
Lineage: Eukaryota; Fungi; Ascomycota; Pichiomycetes; Serinales; Metschnikowiaceae
Source: the annotation of a GenBank genome assembly